GUUCAUGCAACUGUUCUCCGAAUCAGUGGUCGUAUUGCCUGUGUAACCGGUGGGAUUCUGAUCGCGAGCACACUCUCCACCUGUUUGUAUUUGUGCGUGAUCGGUGCCCCAUACUCCAUCACCAGUGGACAGUCCGAAUACUCGGGGACCGCAAGUCAGGUGACCAAAGCAAUACAUACACAAACACACACACGAUUGGCUGCAACUGUGGGCACCACUGCCGGAUAUCAGUACCCGGAAAAUGAGAAAUUUGCCACCUCACAAACUUUGGGACGAUCAAUCAAACCGAGAGGGUUUUUGCCCAGUGGGGAUAUUAACGAUCGAAGACGUACUCCGCAACAGUCUGGGGAAGCAAACGCAGGUCAAACGAAAGCGUCACUCGGACCAUUGCAGGCCUCCAAUUGGUCAAACAGUACACAAAUUUCCUGUCCGCGUUUAGGCAAUCGUCGACGUGGUCACAGUGCUGAUCCGCUUAAAUUAGGACUAGGUUAUAUACCCUCGUUAUCUUCCAAACUCAUUAUGGCACCCACGAAUGGACUGGACGCGGACAACGGUUUUCAAUCACCUCGACGGCUUUGGCUUCCAAAUUUGAACAAUCAAAACACGACCACUUUGAUGCAGGCUCCAACUACCGAGUACGGUACGUCUCAUCUAAUCGGUCAGGGAUUGGAACCACUGGGGCAUAUGCUGUACACCGGAGGUCGCGUUCGAUUGGGCAAUCACUCCUGA
Molecule: messenger RNA, 729 nt
Organism: Echinostoma caproni
Lineage: Eukaryota; Metazoa; Platyhelminthes; Trematoda; Plagiorchiida; Echinostomatidae
Source: the annotation of a GenBank genome assembly